Molecule: messenger RNA, 1473 nt
Organism: Coccinella septempunctata (seven-spotted ladybird)
Lineage: Eukaryota; Metazoa; Arthropoda; Insecta; Coleoptera; Coccinellidae
Product: homogentisate 1,2-dioxygenase
Exons: 6
Coding region: 131-1432 (433 amino acids)
Biological process (GO): L-phenylalanine catabolic process
Cellular component (GO): cytoplasm
Molecular function (GO): homogentisate 1,2-dioxygenase activity
Source: RefSeq, a predicted model, not a curated record
AAAAAUAUCUCGAAAAUUUAUCAUCUCAUUUAUUAACCCGUUGAUAAAACUAUUCCUAGUGUUGCAACCAUGAAGAACCAAUUCGUAAACAAGUUCAAUCACAAGUUUGAAGAAUUUCCUUUCGACAAUAAUGAGCGACUUAAAAUAUUUGUCUGGAUUUGGUUCAGAGUUCUCGUCAGAGGAUCCGAGAUGUCCGAAUUCCUUACCAAAAGGCCAAAACAGCCCUCAGAUAUGUCCCUACGGUUUGUACGCCGAGCAACUGUCUGGAAGUGCCUUCACAGCCCCCAGAUCUGACAAUAAACGGUCCUGGCUUUACAGGAUUUUGCCUUCUGUUGGACACAAACCUUUCCAAUCUUUUUCGGAGGGAAAUUUCGAUUCGAAAUGGCAAGAAACAAAACCUAAUCCAAAUCAGUUGCGAUGGAAUCCAUUCGAUUUGCCGAGUGAAACAAGGGAUUUUGUCCAAGGUAUUUACACAAUUUGUGGAACUGGAGACCCUAAACUGAGGUUGGGCUUAGCGAUUCACAUUUAUUCCUGCAACACUUCCAUGAAAAACCGUGCUUUUUACAAUUCGGACGGGGAUUUUCUCAUAGUCCCGCAACAGGGCAAACUGCUCGUUAAGACCGAAUUCGGGAAGCUGCAAGUAUCCCCGAACGAGAUAUGCGUAAUCCAGCAAGGGAUGCGUUUCCAAGUCCUGGUUUCCGAGGCUUGCAGGGGCUACAUACUGGAGGUUUACGGCCGACACUUCUCCCUACCCGACCUGGGUCCGAUAGGGGCCAACGGGCUGGCCAAUCCGAGAGAUUUCCAGAGUCCCGUGGCCCAUUUCGAAGAUAUACAGGGGGAAUUCGAGAUCGUAUCGAAGUACCAGGGAAGCCUGUUCGUUUGUUCGCAGGACCACAGCCCCUUCGACGUGGUGGCGUGGCACGGGAACUACGUGCCGUACAAGUACGACCUGGCGAACUUCAUGGUCGUCAAUUCGGUUUCAUUCGAUCAUUGCGACCCCUCGAUAUUCACAGUGCUGACGUGCCAGUCGGAAAAACCCGGCACAGCGAUAGCAGACUUCGUGAUUUUUCCCCCGAGAUGGUCCGUGCAAGAGAACACUUUUAGACCGCCCUACUAUCACCGCAACUGCAUGUCCGAAUUCAUGGGACUGAUAAGCGGGAGGUACGAGGCCAAACAAGGGGGUUUUCUACCAGGGGGCGCCACGUUGCACAGUAUAAUGACACCGCAUGGCCCCGACGUCGACUGUUUCGAAAAAGCCAGCAAGGAGGAAUUGAAACCCGCCAGAAUAGCCGAAGGAUCCCAGGGAUUCAUGUUCGAAAGCUGCCUGGGCUUAGCUCUGACGGAAUGGGGGGCCAAAACGUGCAAGAAACUCGACGCAGGCUACCACAAAUGCUGGGAGGGACUGAGAAGAAAUUUCACGGGUGCCAAAUAAUUUCGAAAUUUUCUGUAAUAAAAUAUAUUAUAUGACACUAA